Spirometra erinaceieuropaei is the source of this 213-nucleotide messenger RNA. The record is from the annotation of a GenBank genome assembly. NCBI's taxonomy places the organism in Eukaryota, Metazoa, Platyhelminthes, Cestoda, Diphyllobothriidea, Diphyllobothriidae.
AUGAUUGUGCUGGAUGAUGAUGAUGAUGAUGAUGAUGAUGAUGAUGAUGAUGAUGAUGAUGAUGAUGAUGAUGAUGAUGAUGAUGAUGAUGAUGAUGAUGAUGAUGAUGAUGAUGAUGAUGAUGAUGAUGAUGAUGAUGAUGAUGAUGAUGAUGAUGAUGAUGAUGAUGAUGCUGAUGCUGAUGCUGAUGCUGAUGCUGAUGCUGCUGCUUGA